Messenger RNA from Pseudonaja textilis, 969 nucleotides. Its product is annotated as olfactory receptor 5V1-like. Gene Ontology annotation, cellular component: membrane. NCBI's taxonomy places the organism in Eukaryota, Metazoa, Chordata, Lepidosauria, Squamata, Elapidae. Gene Ontology annotation, molecular function: G protein-coupled receptor activity; olfactory receptor activity. The record is from RefSeq and is a predicted model, not a curated record. Gene Ontology annotation, biological process: G protein-coupled receptor signaling pathway.
AUGAAAUUCAUGGAAGUUAGAAACCAGACCGUGCAGGUGACUGAAUUCUUGUUCCUGGGUUUCUCUGGCAUGCCCAGAGAUCAACCUAUUUUCUUUCUGCUGUUUCUCACCAUUUACCUCAUCACCUUGGUGGCCAACUCAAUGAUAUUCAUUUUGAUCCAGCUGGAUUCACGUCUCCACAGUCCCAUGUACUAUUUCCUCAGCCAUCUCUCCUGCUUAGACAUUUGCUAUUCCUCGGUCACGGUCCCAAAGAUCCUCGUGAACCUUGUGCACCAGCAGCCCACCAUCUCCUACAAUGAGUGCAUGGCCCAGAUGUUCUUCCUCAUGACAUGUGCUGGAACUGAGUGUGCAAUGCUGGCUGUGAUGGCCUAUGAUCGCUAUGCGGCCAUCUGUGAACCUUUGCACUAUUCUCAACUCAUGAGUAGGGAGGUGAGAGUGCCUCUGGCUACUGCUUCAUGGAUCUGGGGCCUUCUCGACUCAGCCAUCCACACUGCCCUGGCCACCGAUUUGAUCUUCUGUGGAGCCAACCAGAUCCAUCACAUCUUCUGUGAUGUCCCACCACUCUUGAAAAUUGCUUGUAGCGACACUUAUGUCAAUGAGAUGGCUCUUCACACAGCAAGUGUCUUUGUGGGUCUGAGCCCUUUCCUCCUCGUUGUCAUUUCCUACAUCUACAUCCUAUCUACCAUUCUGAAGAUCCGUUCCAGCACUGGAAGGAGAAAGACCUUCUCCACCUGCGCUGCCCACUUGAUAACUGUCAUUGUCUACUUUGGGAUGGCCAACUUGAAUUACAACCGUCCCAGUGCAGGCUACUCCUUGGGGGUGGACACCCUGGUUUCCACCCUGUAUUGUAUCAUCACCCCCAUGCUGAACCCCCUAAUCUACAGCCUCCGAAACAAGGAGGUCAAAGGGGCCCUACAAAAACUUCUGAGCAUUCAGGAGAAGGAAGAUGCACCACCUGGAAAGCAAUGA